Trypanosoma conorhini is the source of this 309-nucleotide messenger RNA. RefSeq lists its product as uncharacterized. NCBI's taxonomy places the organism in Eukaryota, Euglenozoa, Kinetoplastea, Trypanosomatida, Trypanosomatidae. The annotation marks the transcript as partial. The transcript has a single exon. The record is from RefSeq and is a predicted model, not a curated record.
GCAGCGCAGCCGCAGCCUGCAGUUUCCUUGGCGGCAACCGAAGUUGGUGAUGUACAACAAAAGGAACAGCCCGCAGUGCCCACUUCCAAGCAGGAAGCAGAAAAGAGUGGCAGCGGCGAAGGACAGGCCACUCAGCCGCCAGCGGGGGCGGCUGCUCAAGCGGCGACCACCACCAACGCCACAAGUGCAGCGCAGGCGGCGCCCAGCGACAGUGACGGCAGCGGCACCGCGGCUUCGCACUCCGCCUCCUCCCUUGCGCUCUUUCUUCUGCUUGCGAGUGCGGCUGCCGCUGCGAUGCUGGCCGCGUGA